Hyalella azteca is the source of this 2100-nucleotide messenger RNA. RefSeq names its product thiosulfate sulfurtransferase/rhodanese-like domain-containing protein 3. Gene Ontology annotation, cellular component: mitochondrion. The record is from RefSeq and is a predicted model, not a curated record. NCBI's taxonomy places the organism in Eukaryota, Metazoa, Arthropoda, Malacostraca, Amphipoda, Hyalellidae. The transcript is spliced from 4 exons. Gene Ontology annotation, molecular function: thiosulfate-cyanide sulfurtransferase activity. The coding region runs from base 235 to 831 and encodes 198 amino acids.
CUACCUUCAUUCCCCCGCGAGUAACUGUGUGCUAGUGACCGCUGCACUUGCUCUUCUUCAGACGUUUAAUUACCAUUAUUUCUUACAAAAAUUCUGAGUGUGAAAAAUUCUUGCCUGAAAUUCGUUUGAUUCGAUGAAGUUUUGAAUCCUAGUGAACUGGAUUUUUUGUCGCUAUUUUCGCGCGAGUGUUGAGAAAUUUCUUUCACGUUCAUUGUUGUUUGAUCGUCAAUUUAAAUGAUUCGAUCAGUCGUAUCGCAGAUACCUCGCAUCUCGUCUGCCGCGGCGGGCACCGCAAGCCAUGGCAGUCGCGCGUUCUCGGUGGCCGGCAACCUGGGCUCGUCUCACCAGCAGCAGCAGCAACGUCCCGUCAACCGCAGGCUGGAAGUCGACUUCCAGGAGCUGUCACUGAUGCUCUGCCUGCAGGACGUUACUCUCAUCGACGUGCGCCAGCCUGCCGAGCUCGUAUCCCAGGAACAGAUCCCAGGCUCCCUACACAUCCCUCUUGGUAACUUGCGUGAGGCGUUUCAGCUGAGCAGCGAAGAGUGGCAGCAGAAGUACGGCGUUCCGAAGCCCGCGAAACACAACAAAGCGAUCAUCUUCUACGCCCGUGGUCCCAUCGCCAGCAGUGCUGCUGUCGAGACGGCGCACAAGCUUGGAUACACCAAGUCUCGUCACUAUUACGGCGGUUGGGAAGACUACUGUCUUAAAAACAACUUGCCGGUGACCAAACCUCGCAACUCAGACGCUGUCGAGACUGCCAAGACACUCGAAGACCCUCUUCAGCCGCACUACAACUACCACUACUACAACCCCGACCUACACUACCUGUAGAGUGUGUCCAUUGCUGGUCAUGACCUACCUAGUUUCUGGCUUCAUUUACGCCCGUGGAGUAAACUAGUGUGAAGUAACUAAUGUUGAAGUGAAGAGAGCAUGAUCAAGGAAAAGGUUGUGGAGGUCUUCACUGUCACUUAUUUAUAUUAUCCUAGAGUCGCCUUGAUAGUUUUAUCAAGGAUUGUAUGCGAAACGGUAGAAAUGUAUUUGUGAUAACUUAUACGGCGCAUGACAUUCUAUCAUUUUCAAUGAUAACUCGGGUCUUCUUUGAAGGUCUACAAUGUUGACGUGUUCGGUGUCCACUAAUAAUACAAGUGUUGUUCGCCCUCGCUUCUUGGAGAAGUUAACAACAAUUCAGCGAUGAAAGCAACUUCCAACUUGCAAUAUUUCCCCUUUAAAACUAGUUUCAUGAUGUAAAAUUGACCUGUUGCAGAGUAGGAUUAUCAAGGUUGAAAGAAACUCAUCGAUCUGUCGUAAGGGUGGGGACUUCUCAACUCAUUAUUCGGGAAAUUUCUUUUUAAAUGAUCGCUCGAUCAUUUAGAUAAUCAGACAGUAGAUUGCCUGUCUUGAUUUGAAUGAAAUUACAAAUGUCUAGCUGUUGCAGAAGUCCCCUACCUGCAAGUGAAAGUUUUCUACAUUCAUGCUUCCAUGUGAAUCAUCCUGCUGUUUACCAUCCGUAGAUUUCACUGAUGAACAUGACAUAUAUUUGUUCGCUAGUAUCUGUGAUCCAUUACACUGCAUAUGCAUCUUCUCUAGAUUGUAAUUUCUGGCUUGGAUGAUGCAAGUUUUUUGUCAUAGUUGCAUCCGUGUUCCAUGUGCGCCUUGUAGUCAGAAGUAGCGCCUUGUAGUCAGACGGAGCUGCGCGGCAUUUACUCAGGUGCUUUUUCUAGAUAGAGCAACGUUUUGCUUUAGUUGCACCCCGUGCUAUAAACCUGCCAUUAAGUUAGGGUAUUGGGUAGCUUCUACUAUUAUUAGGUUAGUUAGGCGAUAAAAAAUAUGUGCCGAUGAUCUGUGAUUAGGCUUAUGAAAGGAACGGCAACGGGCAUUUUCGUAGGAAGUUUUAGCAAGGAAACCGGAGAAUAUUGCUGAUUAAUUUCAGAAUUAGCAGCAUUAAUUUAUAUGCUUGUUGGCCGAUUGGAGUUUUGCAUGUUGAAACAUUCCGUUAUGCUUUUUGUGACAGCAGCGGCAUGCUCAAUCAGCUAAAAUUAUUUUAACACAUGAGUGUUACCAACGUUGUCACGUUUUUCUGUACAAAAAAGUGUAACGUUG